Messenger RNA from Arachis stenosperma, 687 nucleotides. Its product is annotated as protein FAR1-RELATED SEQUENCE 9-like. Lineage: Eukaryota; Viridiplantae; Streptophyta; Magnoliopsida; Fabales; Fabaceae. Gene Ontology annotation, biological process: regulation of DNA-templated transcription. The record is from RefSeq and is a predicted model, not a curated record. The transcript has a single exon. Gene Ontology annotation, molecular function: zinc ion binding. The coding region runs from base 1 to 687 and encodes 228 amino acids.
AUGGUACGAGAGUAUCGGAAUAACGAGUUAGAGGCCCACUUCAAGUCCAUUCAUGGCAACCCAGUGAUCACGACUUGCUUGGACCCACUCGAGCGUUUUGCUGCCAAUGUUUACACACGAGAGUUAUUCUUGGACGUGAGGAGGGAAAUUGUGGGUGUCGGUGGGGUUAACUUUGUCACAAAGGUUCGCCGAUCCACGACUAUAGUGUACACAAUUGAAGACUAUGGCAUUCCGGGUAGGCCACUAACGUUACUGUACGAUAGGGUUGUGAAUAGGGUUCAGUGUCCUUGCCAAUUUUGGUUGCGAAAGGGUUACCCAUGUCGACACAUGUUUUUCGUUUUGAAGCAUGAGCAUGCGAGGAAAAUUCCAUCAAAGUUGGUGCUUAAUAGGUGGCGUAAGGACACUAAAUCAUUGGAGAACUACGGUGAAGGAAGAGCUUAUGAGUGCAGUGAGCGGGGGUUUCUAUUACGUCAGGGUGCAUUGCACUCUGCAUCACAGUGGUUUUCGUUCGUAGCUACACAUAGCCCGGGUUUGUUUAAAACAGCGAUGAGUGGCAUACGAGCUUUAUGCGAACAAAUCGAGGCUGCAUGCGAUCAGAAGGGUCCGUCGGCAAAGGGAAGAGAUACUCCUAGUGUGAAGGAUCCUGUGGUGGUUAAGACCAAAGUGGCUCCCGGGUUAAGAAAAUGA